Molecule: messenger RNA, 2097 nt
Organism: Prorocentrum cordatum
Lineage: Eukaryota; Dinophyceae; Prorocentrales; Prorocentraceae
Source: the annotation of a GenBank genome assembly
AUGGCUCUUGAGAGGGGGCUCGGGGCCGAUUCUGACUGCUUGCGUUUGGGGGAAGAGCAAGCUUGUUGUUCGGAGGCUCCUGCGCUCAGCAGCGCGUGUUCUCGUGCCCCCGCUGUGACAGCACAGAGAGCAAGCGAAAGGCCCACAGCUUGGCUCGAGUCGUCAUCACAGCGGCGGGCGCGCGUGAUGCCCCCGCCGGCCGCGCCACCCCGAGUGCAGGUCAUCGCCGAGUGCUCCCCCGACGGCGCGCCGCCAGGGCGCACCAGGGCCCCCCGCCACGGCAGCCACGAGGCCAUCGCCGAGGGCCCCUCCGACUGCGCGCCGCUGGGGCGCGCAAGGGCCCCGCGCCCCCUCCGCCAUGGCAGCCAGGAGCGGCGGAUCAGCGACGAGGCGCGGGGAGGCCCGCCGCUGCCUGCGUGCCGAGGCAGCCACGAGCGGCGGAUCAGCGACGAGGCGCGGGGAGGCCCGCCGCUGCCCGCGUGCCGACAGGGCGCCCGCCAGGCGCCCGGCAGCGCGGAGAGCCACCCCCGCGGCAGCGGCGGCCACCGCGGGAGCGUCCUGGGCGGCGCCCGCCGCGCGGGCAGGCACGCCAGCCUGGAGCGGCCCCCGCAGCAGCCCGCGAGGCGCGCCUCUGCGCGCGGCAGCUUGCUGCGGGCGGAGCUGGCGCGAGGCGCCGCGGAGGCCGACGCCCGCGCAGCCGGCGCAGAGGGCGAGGUGGACCGCGAGGAGCUCGCAGAGGGCAUCGGCAUCCACAGGCCGAGCGAAGGGCCGCGGGCGCGCGAGGCGGAGCGGUCCGCGCCGGCCCCGGAGAUGGCAGCGGCGGCCCGGCUUCUGCGGUGCGGGCCCGUGUUUUCGGGCUUCAGCGAGAAGGCUCUGGCCGACGUGGCGGGGGCCAUGGAGGCGCGCACGUUCAGGGCCGGCGAGCCGAUCUACCGGGAGGGGGAGCGUCAGCACUGGCUGGGCGUCUUGGAGUCGGGAACGGCGAGCGUCCACGUCGCUCUCGGUGCCUCCGACCAGGCUAGCGCCGAGCAGCCGCUUGCCGUGCGCGCGGGGAGUCACAUCGCAGACAUUCCAGAAGGCGGCCUCUUCGGGGAACUGGCGGCGCUGGGCAUCCGGGAGCACCGCACCUCCACCGCCACUGCGGCUAGCGCCGAGUGCCGCGUCCUCGUGCUGCAGGCCGACGCGCUGGCCAGAGCUCUGCAGGCGCACCCCGACGAGGAGGUGCUGCUGACGCGGGCGGCGGACCGAUGGCGCGCCUUCCUCGACUGGAGGCUGGCGGCACAGUGCCACCCUGAGCUCGCCUACCAGCUGCGCCGCGGCGCAACCGCGCGCGUCCUGGAGCCCGGCGAGUGUCUUGCCCUUGGCGCAGGCGGCGCCGAGCCUGGCGCCCUCACCGGCGACGGGCCAAGCCUGAGCGGGAGCACGGCGGUGGUGGAGUGCGGGCGCGCCGCCUCCAUGGGCGAGCACGCGGAGGCCUACGGCCCCGGCGCCGCGAUCUGCGACGAGGCCGUGCUCGGCGUGAGGGGCGCGGCGACCGUCGUGGCUGGCGACAGGCCGUGCCACCUGGCCCUGGUCUCCCGUGGCGCGUUCUGGGCCCUCGCCGCCCGCUUCGCCCGCGAGCGGGAGGCCUUCGUGCGGCUCGCGCUGGACCGCCUGCCGCUCGUGACCUUCGACGUGCUCUCCUGCCGCAUGCUGGCGCACCUGCAGGGCUCCCCCGGCUUCUGGCGGGUGGUGCAGAGCUCCGUGCGGCAGCGCGUCGUGCACCCGGGGGCGGACGUCUGCGGCCCGGGGGAGGAGGGGCGGCGUGCUGACGUUCUUCCAGGAGGGGCUCGCGGAGGUUGUCAUCGGCGGGCGCCGGGUGCGGCGGCUCGGGGCGGGCGACUCGUUCAACGAGCUCGGCUUCCUGUGCGGGGUGGGCCGGCGCGGUGCGACGGUGCGGGCGCUGGAGCUGUGCGUGCUGCAGGAGCUGCGCCGCGCCGACAUCGAGUACCACCUGACCCGCCACCACGCCAUCCGCGCCUGCUUCCGGGAGCUGACGAGGCUGCGCCCCCACUUCAAGAGGGACCUGUCGAUCGCGGACCAGGUGAGGCUGCUUGA